CGGGGCUCGGGAGCUGGGCCGGGCCGGGCCUCCGCCUGCUGCGCCCCAGCCCCGCGAGCGCCCGGCACGGCGGCCGCCGACGCAGCAGCUGUGUGGGCUCGCGCGGCCCCGGAGCGCGCGGGGGCGCGGGCGGCGCGGGCGGGCGCUGCGUGAGAGCGUGCCAGGCGGCGCGGGGCAGGCCGCACCCGCGCCGGGCCGCCCCCCGGCCGCCCCCGGGCCGCGCAGCCCCCCGGCGCGGGCGAUGCCGCCGCGCUGACCCGCCCGCCAUGGAGAAGCCCCCGGGCGCGGCGGCGGCGGCGGCGGCGGCGGCGGCGGAGGAGUUGAGUCAGGUGCCCGACGAGGAGCUGCUGCGCUGGAGCAAGGAGGAGCUGGCGCGGCGGCUGCGGCGCGCCGAGGGCGAGAAGGUGGGCCUCAUGCUGGAGCACGGCGGCCUGAUGCGCGACGUGAACCGGCGCCUGCAGCAGCACCUGCUGGAGAUCCGCGGCCUCAAGGACGUGAACCAGCGGCUGCAGGACGACAACCAGGAGCUGCGCGAGCUCUGCUGCUUCCUGGACGACGACCGGCAGAAGGGGCGCAAGCUGGCGCGCGAGUGGCAGCGCUUCGGGCGCCACGCGGCGGGCGCCGUGUGGCACGAGGUGGCCCGCUCGCAGCAGAAGCUGCGCGAGCUCGAGGCGCGCCAGGAGGCCCUGCUGCGCGAGAACCUGGAGCUCAAGGAGCUGGUGCUGCUGCUGGACGAGGAGCGCGCGGCGCUGGCCGGGGGCGCGGGGGGCGCGGGCGGCGCGGGCGGCGCGGGCUCGCGCAGCUCCAUCGACAGCCAGGCCAGCCUGAGCGGGCCGCUGGCGGGGGGCGCGCCGGGCGCGGGGGCCCGCGACGUGGGCGACGGCAGCAGCACGUCGAGCGCGGGCAGCGGCGGCAGCCCGGACCACCACCACCACGUGCCGCCCCCGCUGCUGCCCCCCGGGCCGCACAAGGCCCCCGACGGCAAGCCCGUGGCCACCCGCCGGUCCCUGGACGACCUGUCGGCGCCCGCGCACCAUCGCAGCAUCCCCAACGGCCUCCACGAACCUUCGUCCUCCUACGCGCGGCCGCUGGAGCCCAAAGGGAAGGUGCUCGAGGGUGACAAGCUCCUCCCACAGGCCGGCCCCGGAGAGUACCGCACGCUGCGGAAAGGCUUCUCCCUGUACCACUCGGAGUCCCAGCUCGCCGCCCUGCAGCAGCCCUACGCCGACCCCCUGCAGAACGGCCCAGCCUAUGGGGCUCCCGAGCUGCCGUCGCCCCCUUCUGCCAGCCACAGCUCAGUGGGCCGGAAACCCGAGGCUGUCGUGAACGCCAUGAAGGUGCUGGAGGUGCACGAGAACCUGGACCGGCAGCUGCGCCCGUGUGAGGAGGACCUGAGCGAGAAGGAGAAGGCCAUCGUGCGCGAGAUGUGCAACGUGGUCUGGAGGAAGCUGGGGGACGCCGCCAGUUCCAAGCCGUCCAUCCGGCAGCACCUGUCUGGGAACCAGUUCAAGGGCCCCUUGUAGCCCCUUGGCGCCCGCCAGGCCCGGGGCCCGGGGCGCGGCCCUCUCCCGUGACCUGUACAGAAGACGGACGGGCCCGGGUCUCGGCAGCCGGGGUGAGCAGUCCAGUCUGCCCAUUGGCCCCACCUGCACCUCCGGGGUCCCCUUGACCUGCUGCCCAGUGCUGGGGCGUCUGUUCCCUGGAGGGUGACCUGCCCUGCCAUCACUGUGGACAGAGCCUUGUGGCGGGGUGACGGGUCCGCUUCCUCUGAGGAUCCCGCCCGGCUCUGCCAUUCCCGUGCUGUGUGACCUCCAGCCUGCACUUGGCCACUCUGGGCUUUUCCGCGCUCAGCCGUGCUCACGGGGUGGGACCCUGGGCCGAGGCCCAGCCCGAGUCCUGCCUCUCGCCCCUGGGAGGCCUCCAUUCAGGGCAGAGGCCUGCAGUAUAGGACGGCCGUGUGUCCAUCGGUGCGUGAGGCCCAGGCCCAGCGGGGCGCCCCACUCCGUGCCCUGGCCCCCCAGGCGCUCAGCAUCUCCCUUCCGAGCGCCCUGGCCACUGCCCUCAGGGGCUGCUGCCUCCCCAGAGAGCCCAGCGGGCACCCCUGCAGGAAAGGGCGUCCCCUCCCCUCCCCUCCCGGCUGGUGGAGGCUGCGGUGUGGCCGCCCAGAGGCAAGCAAUAAGGGCUCCCUGGCCUCCCGCCUCAGCUCGGAGGGCGCCCCAUGGACCCCUGCAGCCCCCCCCCCCCCGCCCUCCCCAGCAGGGCUGCCUGGGAGCCGGGCGGGACGGGCCCUCCAGCUGCCGCAGUCCCUUUGCCUGGCCCUACUCCGAUGGCCGGCAGGGCUGGACGCCCCUUCCCCAGCCCGUCCCUUCCCCGGCCCGUCUUCACUCCCACUGUGACAGCGUCCCCCACGGGCCUUGGAAGCGGCUCAACCGUUUCCAACCUUUUCAUCCAAAACUUCGAGCUACACAUCAGUGUUGAAAGAGGAGAAAGUGACCUUUCAUUCUUUUUUUCCUUGCAAACUUGAGCGCAAUGAAAUACUACUGAGUUUUUGUUUCCCGAGGACCGAGCUAAGGCAGGAAGCCGAGAGCUGACUCGGCCGGGGUGCGGGUGCACGUGCUGCUCUGAGGGGCGGAACGGCUGGUUCCUGCCCGGGCCGCAGCCUGCACUCGUUUCUGUUGACUGUGACCAGGGCCAGAGCAGCCCCUGCCCGGCUCUGGGCAGCACCAGGAGCUGGGUAGCCCCGGGCCCAUUUCUACCUUCUGUUGAACCACUUUGAUUUGGGGAGAGAAAAAAAGAAAUAGAACUUUUUGAUAGUGUGGUAAAAGCAUUGAUCUGAACUAUUUUAGUAAGGAGUCAGAGACUGUGAUAGCGUCUACUUUGUGCUAGAUAAAUAAAGGCUCUUCGCAAGCCUG
This is a messenger RNA of Sorex araneus (European shrew), 2912 nucleotides long. RefSeq names its product coiled-coil domain containing 85C (gene CCDC85C). Gene Ontology annotation, cellular component: apical junction complex. The transcript is spliced from 6 exons. The record is from RefSeq and is a predicted model, not a curated record. Lineage: Eukaryota; Metazoa; Chordata; Mammalia; Eulipotyphla; Soricidae. Bases 267 to 1523 code for a protein of 418 amino acids.